Phoenix dactylifera (date palm) is the source of this 1453-nucleotide messenger RNA. Lineage: Eukaryota; Viridiplantae; Streptophyta; Magnoliopsida; Arecales; Arecaceae. The record is from RefSeq and is a predicted model, not a curated record.
UUCUCAUGUAUGCCGAAGUCUAUUUAAACUUCUACCUAUCCCUACUUGGAUCACUUAAAACUUUUGUGUCCCCAAAGUAGUUCCCUUAUUGUUGAUCAGCAACUGCUCAACAAUCAUGCAAAAAUCAAAAUCCAUCAGUCAGAUACAGGCCCCAACCUAUGGAAACCUAAUCACUAUUCUCAGCAUUGAUGGAGGAGGAAUUAAAGGAAUCAUCCCUGCAACUAUUCUUACAUUUCUAGAAUCAGAACUUCAGAAACUGGAUGGCGAAGAUGCUAGACUUGCAGACUACUUUGAUGUGAUUGCCGGGACAAGCACUGGGGGUCUUGUGACGGCCAUGUUGACUGCACCAAACGAAGAAAAUCGCCCCAUGUUCGCUGCAAAGGACAUCAAGGACUUUUACGUGAAACAUUCCCCCAAGAUCUUCCCACAAUGCGGAGGGCCAUUAGGCCAAGCAGCAAAGAUACUAAGAGCUAUCUCAGGGCCCCGGUAUAAUGGCAAAUACCUUCAUGAGAUUGUGCGGAGAAAACUAGGGAAUACCAAGCUUCGUCAGACAUUGAUCAAUGUGGUCAUCCCAACAUUCGAUAUCAAGCGGCUCCAGCCGACCAUAUUCUCCUCCUACGAGGUUAAGAACAACAGCUCUCUGGAUGCUCUGCUUUCUGAUAUUUGCAUUGGCACUUCUGCAGCUCCUACUUACCUUCCAUCUUACUUCUUUCAAACAAAAGACUCAGAUGGAAGUGUGAGGGAAUUUAAUCUUAUUGAUGGAGGUGUAGCUGCUAAUAAUCCGGCUUUAGUUGCUAUGGGAGAAGUAACUGUCACGCCCCAAAUCCGGAUCAUGACACGGCCGUGCUAUUGCUAUCUUAUGCACACAAUAACACGAAGCCACAUAAAAUUUCAUAAUAAAAAUAAAUAGUUUCAUUUACUAAUAUCAUAACAUUGUUCAUGAAGUUGGAACAGUACAGAGCUUCUAAAAUCUGAUUAUUACAUAACAUUUUCAAUUACCCCAACCCUGAAUAACAUCAAGCUCCCCGCUCCUAGUGGUCUUAAUCAUCUGUAGGAAAAAAAUAGAUAAAAAGGUAUGAGCUACACAGCUCAGUAAGUAACCAGGUACUAUCUUAUUGGAUCAAGUACAAUUAUGCCAAUGCAGUGAUUAAAAUAAAACAUUUUAUAGAUGAUAUACACAAAUCAGGUCAUAAAGUAAUGCAUGUUCUAUCCAUAAAAGUUCAUAAUCAUGAUAAUGCAAGUCAUAUAAAAAUAUUGCCAUUUAUCCAUUGUAGCUGAAUUUGAUUCUUUUAUAGCAAUUGUAUGCCAUGGCUUGAUGUUACCAAGAAAAAAUAUGUCAUGGCUUGACAACAAUAAGUUGACUCUGUUCUCAGCAGAAUUCAAUAACGUAUGAACGUAGUAUCAAUGUUUCUUUUUUAAAAGUUUAUCAUCAAUGAUUCUGUUAAAUACGCUA